Molecule: messenger RNA, 959 nt
Organism: Osmia bicornis bicornis
Lineage: Eukaryota; Metazoa; Arthropoda; Insecta; Hymenoptera; Megachilidae
Gene: MED18
Product: mediator of RNA polymerase II transcription subunit 18
Exons: 2
Coding region: 50-808 (252 amino acids)
Biological process (GO): regulation of transcription by RNA polymerase II; termination of RNA polymerase II transcription
Cellular component (GO): core mediator complex; mediator complex
Molecular function (GO): transcription coregulator activity
Source: RefSeq, a predicted model, not a curated record
ACGCGCAGGUUGGGAGUAUCGCCAAUCAGGGCGAAGAUGCGUACUGGAGAUGCGCAAAGAACGAAAACUGGUCUUCGGAGUUAUGGACUCUGAUGAACUGCGGUGUAUAUAUUAUUACGCUUACAUUAUUAAACACGCAAAAUUUACAACCUUAAAAAUGAGUGCCCCAAUAAGUACAGCAAUGGACAGUUUAACAGCUGCACUUAAAUCUAAUAUAAUUCCAAACCAAGAGUAUUUGUUACAAGGAUCAGUUCUGGAUAGUGCAGUAGAAGUAUUGCUUCAUAGGUUACGUGGUUUAUGUGACAAUGUUGAUACUGGACCAGAAACUUUUAAUGAUCAUGAAAUGUGUUUCAGUAUUAGAGCAUCAGAGCAACCAUUGCUUUUACGUGUAAGGAGAGCUUUGGAUUAUCAAGACAUGCCUUGGCAAUUACGGUAUAUUGGUCAACCAGAAUUGGGUGAUAAAUCACGUCCAACCAUUGUUAGAAGUAGUUUAGAUAUUGCAACCAGUAACACAGUUGUUGACUUUUUAACAGAACUUGGAUGUAGAUUAGAUUUUGAAUACAUUGCACGUGGUUACAUGUUCCGUAAAGGCAGAAUGAAGGUGACAGUUUCUAAGAUAUUUAAAAUGGGUCAGCAGGGUAAAAUGCCUGAAAGUAUGGAAGCCAUAUCUCAAAGCUAUUUAGUAGAAUUGAGUGUCUUAGCACCAAGUGGUCAAGAUGCAAUAGCAGAAGAUAUGAGAAUCUUUGCUGAACAACUAAAACCCUUGGUUCAGCUUGAAAAAAUUGAUUAUAAAAGACUUGUUCAUUAAUAUAGAAGGUAUAGGAUUAAUUAACAUUAUAUUUUUAUCAUAAAAUUAUAUACUUUACAUCUGUAAAUCUGUCUUGUAAAAUUGUACAUAAUUAAACGUUUUUAUAAUUCAAAACAUAUAAAAAUAAAUUUGUAUAUCUAUUUUAAUCAGA